AUGUCGUCGAGAACGGGACCACGCGGCACGUCUGUCUCUACGAGCCAGAGGAAACACAGGUCAAGAUCAACUCCCAGGUAUGACCUGGAAAAGAAGCCAAAGAAGAAGGACUUGAAGACCACUGGGACGACCAGCCUGGUGUCCAUCCCCAACAGCAUUAAACUCACAAUGCUUAACAGCGGUCUUAUAUCAUUUGAGCGAGUGACGUUUAAACCUGAAACUGACGAGAAUGGAUCGAUAUCGGAGACUAUCCCCGACCGGCCUGUGGAGCUGAAAAACUUCCCCAAGCUCUGCGAACAGAGGAGGAAAUUCCCUGUGCUAUACAAACUUGAGUUUCAGACAGCCAUCAAGGUGGAGACACACGCAUGCCGCCACGCCCAAAAAAAGACCAAUUCACACAAAAACCAGAACCAAAAAGUUACUCCCUACGAUUACAAUAGAGUGGUUCUACAGACAGUCGAUAGAGAACCCGAUUCUGAUUACAUAAACGCUUCCUACAUAGAUAGUAUUUUAAAACCUAACGCAUACAUAGUGACUCAGGGGCCAACAGAGGAGACAGUGGUGUCAUUCUGGCGAAUGAUCUGGCAGGAAAGAGCUGCCGCUAUAGUCAUGUUAACUAAGACAUUCGAUUUUAUCAAAGUAAUGUGCGUUCAGUACUGGCCUCCUAGUAAGGACAAGGAUGAAACUUACGGCGAGAUAAGUGUAGGGAUAGUUCAAGAAGAGGAACUAGCAAAUUUCCACAUACGGACUUUCCGAUUAUACAAGAUGGAGAAAGAUGUAGUGGUAGAAGAAAGGUUCAUUCUUCAGUUCCAUUACACGCAAUGGCAUUCCCAUACAUGUCCAUUCAGCAAUGCCUUGCUGGAGUUCAGACGUCGUGUACGAGCGGUGGUUGGGAGAAGACUCGCUACUAAUAAUGUCACAGGACCUAUGGUUGUCCACUGCAAUGAUGGAGGUGGACGGUCUGGUGUGUACUUAGCUAUUGACGCGAAUUUAGAAUUAGCUGAAGAAGAAGACUGCUUUGAUGUUUUCGGAUAUUUGAAAAAAUUGAGACAAUCAAGAAAAGGCCUUAUAGAGAAUGAAGAGCAAUACAAAUUCGUGUAUGACACGUUAGAGGAGCAUGUAGUCUGUGGCGUAUCUUGGUUUCCUGUCUCGGAACUGUCACAAAGACUGAAACAGAAGUCCCAAAGGGAUCCUGUGACGAAGUUAAAUGAAUAUCAAAAGGAAUAUCAGCAGAUUUGCAAACAAACGCCCAGAUUUACCAUUGGGGACUGCGCGGGGGGACACAGAGGGGAUAACAGAGAAAAAAAUAGAGACGUCCUUGUUGUGCCGCCGGACAAUUUUCGUCCAUAUCUAACAUCCUUUCAAGGGAAUAGUUUCACUGAUUACAUUAACGCUGUAUUCGUUGACGGUUACACAAAACCUCGUGAAUACAUUGUGACAGAGUGGCCCUUAAUACGGACGCAAGGAGAAUUUUGGUCUCUAGUUUAUGAUUAUGAAUGUGCCGCUGUUGUCGUACUUUGUGUUCCACCUAAGAACUCUCAACAAUAUCCGCCAUUUUGGCCUGAAGGACGCCACUCUAAGAAAUACGGACCUGUCUUUACAAUAGAUCAUGUUUCUCACAAUCAUUAUACUAACAUCAAGACGUGGAUAUUCAGAAUUAACAAGAAAAUUGUAUCUCUGACGGAAUUGAUGGCCGGAUUGAAAGCUCCUCCGAAAACAGUACAACUGUUCCAAUUGACGUGUUGGCCGAUGGGUCAUAAAGUGCCUUCGUCCACUAACUCACUAGUUGAACUUAUGAAUAUGGUCGAGCGGUGGCGACAACGUACCGAUUAUGGGCCUGUUUGCGUUGUUUCACCGGAUGGUCGUAGUCGUGCAGGGGUGUAUUGCGCCGCUAACGCCUGCAUAGAACAAGUUAUUCAACAUGGAGAAGUUGACGUAUUUCAGGCUGUGAAAACAGUUCGACGACAUCGACCUCAACUGGUAGAAAACAUGACUGAAUACAAAUACUGCUAUGAUUUAGACGAACUCUGGUUCAUCGAAUUCGGUCGCGGUGCUGCUCUACCUACAACGCCGGAGGAGACCAGCCCCACUGCGGUGCGAGACGCCAGGCGCCGCCCGCUGCGACCGCAACGCGGUCUCUCGCUCGACCGCCUAAUGCCGAAAACAACACGCCCGCCGCUGCCGCACGCUGUUACUCUGGAAGCACCGCGUCGGCCGCGACGGGACCGGCCGCCUCUUCGACGUUCCAUCCGUCUCGAAGAUGACGAAGGAGCGGCCGAAGAACGCCGUCGUGUGUUCGGCCAUGGACCCCGCGUACCGUCAUUUGAUGAAGGUGACGCGAGUGACGAACACGAAGAGUGCGAAUGCCAACGUUCGUUGGAGCGCUCUGGGCCAUCCGCCGAAACACCCGACGAAGAACGAUACGAACCAGAGUUCGCCACCUCCCCGCCAGCUGAACCGAUUCAUGUAAAAAGAAAUUCGCACGCUCGCGGUGCAUCUGCGGACCGAGUUCUUGAUAGACGUGAACCUCCGCUUACUCUCCGCGUGCCUUCUCGCGCUCACUCUCAGGGUGUUUUUGAGAGACGUUUACCUCGAAUUUAUAAAUUAGGUCUGAUGGACAAGUCAAAAAGAGCUAGUUCUAGUGCACUUUACGAACGGGCUGACCGUUCGCCGACUGAAGCUUUUUAUAACGCUACGGGUUCAACACGAUUAAGUUCACAGGAAUUAUUUGAAAAGUUUUGUUCGGAAGAUUUCACAUCCCUAUAUGGGCGGGAGGACGACCGGCGUCGACGUCCGCCACAUUCGAAAUCAACAGGAAGUAGCGGAUCAGAUGUUAGACACGAACGUAUUUGUUGCAGAAGAACACCUUGCGGUUCGCAACCUGCCUUAUCACGCCGCCAAAUUUGUCAAGCAACACGCUCUGAUCGCUCAACAGAUUCAGAAGAAACUUCCCCGCGACGAAGUACAGUAUUGGCUUUAGAAGCAGAAACGCAACAUUCAGAUGAUUGCUCAAGGUCUGCACCUUUGUUGAGUCCAGAUAGAUUUGAGGCAAGAUUCACAUUCGACAUUUCAGAACGCAGUGAGGUUACAUCUAAUAGAGACGAGACUCCAUCUGAUGCAACUGAAACACGAAAUUUGACUCUUUAUGAAGAACCCCAUUCGGAUCGAACAAGCAUCUGUGAGUUAUAUGACGCUGCAUUUACGUCACAUCGGCCGUCUUUCAGACGUGAUAGUUCACGACGACGUGUAGGAGGAUAUUUUGAUUUAAGUACACUCGAUUUCCGUGCUAUUGACGAUGAGAGUCCCCGCACUAGCCGUCGAACGUCCCAUCGCAGUAUCGACGAUACUAUUCGACAAAAUUCAGAGACACGCAGCUGGGCAUCAGAUUCUGUAUUCACCACACCCGAGCGUCGCCGACCCGAUGCCUCCCCUUCUUCUACUGAUACACAGCGCUAUCUUACAGCACAGGGUGAUUCAAUCAGACCAGAUUCGGCUGCGGCAGAUUCCACAUUUGCGGAAACAACUUUGGCCGAUGAACCUCCAAGUGUAAUAGAACGUGCAGAAUACAAUUUAGCGUUAAGAUUAGGUCGAAUAGACUUGGAUGACUCAGAAAAAUCUCCGAAACCCUUAGCAGAGAGUGCGAGGAUUUCAAGUCGCCCAUCGAUGCACAAAUUAGAGCCUAUAGAAGUCGAGCGACUCUGCGGUGGAGGUGGAGGUGAAAGUGAAUCGAACAUUGAUGUGAAAACCAACGUAGUGGCGGGGGCGCGUCGUCGUCGCGGUGCGAGCGAACCGCGGCGCGCGGCGCGCUGCUUCCCGCUCUGA
Messenger RNA from Danaus chrysippus (African queen), 3822 nucleotides. The record is from the annotation of a GenBank genome assembly. Lineage: Eukaryota; Metazoa; Arthropoda; Insecta; Lepidoptera; Nymphalidae.